This is a messenger RNA of Eruca vesicaria subsp. sativa (arugula), 637 nucleotides long. The record is from the annotation of a GenBank genome assembly. NCBI's taxonomy places the organism in Eukaryota, Viridiplantae, Streptophyta, Magnoliopsida, Brassicales, Brassicaceae.
AGUGAUAGUUCAUAGAUAAGGUUUUUCAAAAAAAAAAAAAAAAAGGAUUCAAAACGUUAUAAAAGUAUGACGAGCGAGAGUGCGACAUCUCCGACGAUUCCACAACACUCCGAGCCCCAACCACCAAAUCCAAUCACUCCUUCACCUCCACAAGCUACGAUAAACGUCGCCGCGAACAGCAACGGUGUAGCAUUCGAUGAAAUCGAGGAAGAACCUUCAUGUUUCAAGUAUUUGGAUAGUAAAGAGUAUGGUGAUAAGUACAAAAGAUACGAAUCUGAGUUUAAGCAGUGGAUCGUGGCCAAGCAUUUCUAUCCCAAUGCAGUGAAUUUGUAUGAGGGGAGAACAAUAAUAGGUGGUGAAACCAUUCUAUCUAGCAAGUGGCCUUGCACUCGUUUCUAUGCAGCUCCUGAUUUUUCAUUUGCAGAAGAAGAGAGUGUAGAUUCACCUACUGCAGAGAUGACUCCUGUUGGUUUAGUUUCCAAUGGAGGUAUUGUCUCUGAGAAGUAACAGUUGUUAAUGUAGGCUUGUAACAUUGUUUCAUUCAACAUUUUGCUUCAUAGAUCAAGAAUGUGAUACACAGAGCAAGAUUUGACUAAUAGCUAUAGCAUUGUUGUUAUCUAUUAUAUACAUAUAUGCA